Messenger RNA from Lathyrus oleraceus (garden pea), 799 nucleotides. Its product is annotated as alpha-(1,4)-fucosyltransferase. The transcript has 2 exons. Bases 98 to 799 code for a protein of 233 amino acids. The record is from RefSeq and is a predicted model, not a curated record. Lineage: Eukaryota; Viridiplantae; Streptophyta; Magnoliopsida; Fabales; Fabaceae.
CAUUCCAAUGUUCACUCUCUCUACUUUCUCUCUCUAAAAAACUGACAUAGAAAAACAAACACCACCUAACCUUGUUGUUGCUUCCUCUUCCAUCAGCAUGCUACUAGUUCCUCCCAAACCCAUCAACACGAUCACAAUCACCAUCAUGCUAGCCUUCACCUUCUUCCUCAUCUUCUUCUCCUCCGGUUUCCUCCAUUUCCCUUCCGUUUCACCUUCUCUCCCACCCAUCCACCACUCCUUCACGCUCCCUUCCAUCAAUUCCUCUUCCGACCCCUUCACCGAUCUGCUUUCUUCCUUCAGGAAAUGGGACUCGCGAGUGGGUUGUGAUAAAUUCAGAGAGAAAACAAAUGGGGUUUUGUUGAAUCACUCAAAGGUUGUUUCUUUGCAAGAGUUUGGUGGUGGGUGUGGGGGGUUUGAACUUAAUCAUGUUAGUGUUUUGGUUAAAGGGUGGACUUGGAUUCCUGAUAAUUUGGAUAAUUUGUAUUCUUGUCGUUGUGGGUUGAGCUGUUUGUGGACCAAAUCCAAUGUUCUUGCUGAUAAACCUGAUGCUUUGUUGUUUGAAACUUCUACGCCUCCAAUUCAGAGACGUGUGGGAGAACCGCUUCGUGCGUACAUGGAUCUCGAAACUGGUCGAAAGAGAUCAGGCCGAGAGGAUAUAUACAUUAGUUACCACGCUGAAGAUGAUGUACAGUCAACCUAUGCCGGUUCCCUGUUUCACAAUGGACGAAACUAUCACGUCUCUAAUACUAAAAACAGUGUAAGUAAUAAUAACUUUUACAAACAGGAUGUUAAACGAUAG